AUUGGUGGAUUUGGUUCUGUUAUCGAUUUGUCGGUUGCUGGUUUUAGUAAUGCGCAAUUGGUGAUUGGAAUGGACGGUGUUGGAACCAAAAUUGCGGUAAGCCUUCAGUUUUUUCGUCACCGAUAA
This is a messenger RNA of Anisakis simplex (herring worm), 126 nucleotides long. NCBI's taxonomy places the organism in Eukaryota, Metazoa, Nematoda, Chromadorea, Rhabditida, Anisakidae. The record is from the annotation of a GenBank genome assembly.